GAAAGAGUCGCUCGGUAAGCCAGCCCGUGUUCUUUAUGCGCGCGCUACACGCUGGAAGGUUUUCUUUCCAAGCGUCGUCAAACUUGAACUUUUUCAGCCGCGCCGCAACUUAAGAGCAAAACAGUUUGAUGCGGAGUGUGCUCUUCCGCUGUGUCGAACGCCGAUCGAAUUGGUCCUCUUUGCACUCCACUCCACUUCAGGAAGACCACCGCAGAAUCUCUCCUCUAGUUUUGCUCAUCAAUGGAGGCGGAGUUGCCAUUAUGCGGCCUGUCGCCUUUUCCCCCGGCAGACAAAGAGAGACGCUCGGCAGUUCCCAGUCCUGUCGAUAUCUCUACACCCAACACGAAGAAGAAAAAAAAGAAGAAAGGUUUAGAAGACGACCACAGCCUUCUUCUCACUGAUGGGCAAGCUCUCACACAGAAGAAGAAAAGAGAAGAAGAAAACAAGCACAUGCAUGAAAUGAAGGAGAGAGAAGAAUCCGAUGAAAUCAACAUGACUGCUGCCGAUGGGUCCACGCGCAAACAGAAGAAGAAAAUCCGAGACGAAGAAAACCGAGUUGCUCCGGCUACGGGGCUCACCGACCAGGAGACCAAGAAAAAGAAAACGGAAGACAAAGUAGAGGAUGAUAACGGCCUUCUUCCUGCCAGUGCCCAAAAGGAGAAGAAGAAGAAGAAGAACCUGGAAGAAGCCCACAGUGCUUUUCCUGCUGACAAGAGCAGCCGGAAGAAGAGGAACAGGCAAGAGGAAAAAGACGACGUCGACGACGGCGUCUCUACUGCUGAUGAGCUCGCCUGCAAAACGAAGAAGAGCAAGAAAAUAGAAGAAGCGGAAGAUGACGACGGCGUUCUUCCUGCUGACGUGCAGAAAGAGAAGAAGAAGAAGAAGAAGAAGGAAAAAAGACAAGAGGAAAACAUGCUUUCCGAUGACUCGGCCGCCAGCAAGCACAAGAAGAAGAAGAAACGAGACAACGAAGGCGAAGAAAGCAUCUUUCCCGCCGAUGCGCACACCCGGACGAAGGAAAGAACGGCGGAAGAAGAAGGUGGCGUCCUUCUGCCCGGCAUGCAAGAGAUGGAGGAAGAGGAGGUUGCCACGGCAACCGCGACCACCGAAGAAAACGACGGGCCCGAGGCGGGGGACGGCUCCGUCUCCGUGGAAACGGACGCAACCGCAAUCAGCGACGACGCUGACGCGCUGCCCCCGGUUUUGGUGGCGCAGUUGGAAGAGUUUGUCCCGAACGUGAAGACGAAGCCCUUCAAGGAGAUCAGGAGGUUACUGAAUCACGACCUGCACCGCUUCCAAAUCUUCAAGCAGCAAGGCCAGCAGAUCCGUUGGGGGCGCUUCACCCCGGAGGAGAACCAGCGAAUCCGAGACAACAUGGCGCACCUCCUAGCCGUGACGGGCAUCGCCACCACCGAUCAGCUUCUCUUCCCGCACCGCUACAAGGGCCAGGAGGCCGAAAUCAGGAAGCUGAAAAGGCAACACGGCUUCAUCGAGGCCAUCGCCGAGGGAAUCCCCAGGACGUGCCGGCAGGUUUUGACGCGCGCUUGGAAGCUGGACAACACGAACCACAUGGGAGAGUUCUCCGACGAGGAGAUCCGUCGUCUGAUCCAGUUGCAGAAGAUCCACGGCAACGAUUGGAGCGCCAUCGGCAAGAAGAUGGGCCGCAGCAAGUAUGCCUUGCAGAAACGCUUCGCCCAAACGUCGUCGGGUCGAGGCGCUUGGACGUCGGAGGAGGCGGGCAGGCUGAAGGAGGCUGUCAAGGCUCACCUGGAGGUCAUGGUUCGGCAAAGCUCGGCCGAUUCCGAGGACGGCAAGUUGACGCUGCGGCAGCUCUGCCAACGUUUGCCCUGGGUGGAGAUCAGCCAGUCCGUGCAAACGCGAAACUGGACUCAGUGUCGCGUUAAGUGGUUCGGUGUCCUGAGGCAGCGACUGUCUGAGAAAAGCCAGCGGAAAAGUCCGAAACUACUGCGGAUCAAAAUCCAGCUGAUCAGCACGUUGUACGCUUUGAAUAUUGAGGACUGCCGGGACAUCGAUUGGGAGGAGGUUUCUGAGAUCCUGGGCGACGUGACUCCGGUUUGUGUCCAGAAGAUUUUCCGAAACCUCAAAGUCGGCUACGUUCCCAACUGGUCUCAGCUUUCCUACGGAGAGAUUAUCGACUUCCUCCAGGACCGCGUGGCGCCCCGUCUCCAGGACCAGCUGCAUCGCUACAGCCAUUACGUGGAGAACGACGAGGGAGAGCAGCAACUAACCGCAAACGACGCGUACGCUCUCUUCGACAUCUUCACGUCCGGAGAAGACUUUGUGGAAGUGGAUAACACCCAGAGGAGCAAACACUGGCUCGAACGCGCCCCGAUGACUUGCGAGGAAGUCGACCAAAUCAUGGCCGACGACGCUCAGCCUAACGGCCAAUCGGAACCUCUGACGUCAGACACGUGAACCCGGAUGAACCGCCAGUCAUCCUGACCAGGUGACAUCAUACUGACUUUUUAAUUUUUUAAAAUCCGUCUCAGUUCCACGAACUGUUUUAAGUGUGCCCAGUGGGAGGGCUCCCUUCGCUUUCAUCACCGGAUUCAGGAAACGCGUCUGAUACGCGGCCAUCUUGUAGGUUCAUACAGCAGCUUGUUCUCAUUCGCUCGGUCCAGCUUGAGCGAAGAGUUGGGAGUGGCUAAAAUAAAAGGCCAUGCGAGAAUCAACAUUGGAAUCUGAAAAGCGCCUUGAAUUUUCGACAAUGUGAGCGCGUCGCUACACAAACACAAAUUCUCAUGCAAUAUAACGUGAGGGGGGAAAAAAAAUAAAUUAAUCCUAGCACGCAUGUACAAUAGGGCGGCCUGGCUAGGCGUGCAGGGGCGGAGCCAGAGAGGGGGUGUGGGGGGGGGCGAGGUGGCACCGCAGCCCCAUGGUGCGAGCCCAGAUGACGGACAUGUCGUUGGCAUCAGCGCAGCACGUCUCGCAACCUGCCAACAUUUUCAAAUCGAAGAUGCCUAUUGCUGCUAGGUCCCUCCUGCCCAGUAGUUGGCGCUGUGUGCAAAAAAAAGCAGCCCAGAAAAAAACUUUUUUUUUUUAAACAUAUUGAAAUUGCUGGCAAAUUAACAAGAAAAAAAUGCAAGAGAAACGAACAACCAUCCGCGCUCACACUCACACCUAGGGACAAUUUCGAGUGUUCAAUCAGCCUGCCAUGCAUAUUUUUGGAAUGUGGGAGGAAACCGGAGCACCCGCAGAAAACCCACGCAGGCCCGGGGAGAACAUGCAAACUCCACACAGGGAGGCCGGAGCUGGAAUCGAACCCGGUACCUCUGCACUGUGAAGCCCACGUGCUAACCACUGGACUACCGGGCCGCUGUUAUCUUUCAUAGAGAGUAAAAUUUAUUUUUUGUGUUGCUUUCCUCGUGAGUCACCACUGAAUGCAUAUUUCCACUCAUUCCCACCUGUGGCCAAUUUGUGGGUCGUCAAUCAAGCGACCAUGUUUUGGGAUGUAGAGGAAAAAAGACACAAGGCGUGGAGAACAUGCUAACGAAAUGCUAACGACAUGCUCACUUGACACAGGAAGCCCCGUAGGCACCCGCCCCUUGGCCUCGACAUCCAUCAGGAGAAUAAGGGCAGCCACGGCAUACAAGUUUUGCUUUGGAUGAAUGCUUGCUGGUUUUAUUUUUGCACUUCAAUAGUUGCCCACGUCACCAAUCGCUGACUGAAGGACCGCCGACGGCGUCCACUCAUCAAAUCGCUCGCCAGCUCGGAAGCACUUCCUCCUUUGACUUCUAUUUGUUGGCGAUGGCGCUGACGGCGCCGCCGCUCGCCCUGACGA
This is a messenger RNA of Hippocampus zosterae (dwarf seahorse), 3802 nucleotides long. Its product is annotated as transcription termination factor 1-like. NCBI's taxonomy places the organism in Eukaryota, Metazoa, Chordata, Actinopteri, Syngnathiformes, Syngnathidae. The record is from RefSeq and is a predicted model, not a curated record. The transcript is spliced from 11 exons. Bases 241 to 2436 code for a protein of 731 amino acids.